CUGAAUCCAAUAUUCCAUCGCGUAACCGACGUCUUUCAGGUGGUGGUGGUGCAAACUUCAAGAUCAGUAUAUAAGUUGGCCGAAACGCUGUUUUCUACAUCAUUCAUUAACACUUUUACAACCAUGAGGACCUUCCAGAUUUGUACACUGGUCUUGGCCAUCGUCGGCAGCAUCUCUUGCGAGGAUGUUAAGAAGGGCAAACGCGGACUCAUCGAUUUGGGAUACGGAUACAGUGGAUCCGUAUUGAACGGUGGUAUUCUCGGAAGCGGGCAUGGAUUGGGACACGGUUUGGGAUACGGUGUAGGACAUGGAUUAGGCGGCGGAUAUGGUUUAGGACACGGAUUAGGCGGUGGAUAUGGUUUAGGACACGGAUUAGGCGGUGGAUACGGUAUCGCCGGAGCCGGAUUAGGUUUGGGUGGCGCCGGAUUAGGUCUCGGAGGUGCCGGAUUAGGUUUAGGAGGUGCCGGUUUGGGACUUGGAGGCGGCAGAAGUACUUCUUCAGUAACCACCAUCAACCGUGCCGUCCCAGUACCAGUACCACAACCCUACCCAGUUACUGUAAACCGUCCGGUUGCUGUCCCUGUACCAGUACGUGUACCAGUCGAUGUACCACGUCCAGUGCGCGUUGAGGUACCACAACCGUACCCAGUCUCCGUACCCAGACCAUACCCAGUCACCGUUACCCGCACUGUACCAGUCCCAGUUGCCACACCUGUUGCUGUACCAGUAGCCCGACCAGUACCAGUCUCUGUCCCGCACCCAGUUCCAGUCACCAUCAACCAAGCCGUCCCAGUCAGGGUACCAUCCCCAGUCAUCGUCCCUGAACCAGUUGUCGUCGGCGUUGGCGGUGGAUUCGGAGGAGUUGGUUUGGACGGAGGAUUCGGAGGUCUUGGAGGUCUCGGAGGAGCCGGUCUUGGCGGUGCUGGUCUUGGACACGGAAUCGGUCUUGGAGGUGCUGGUCUUGGACACGGAAUUGGUCUUGGAGGUGCUGGUCUUGGACACGGAAUCGGUUUGGGUGGAGUCGCCGUCGGCCAUGGCUUUGGAGGAGCUGAAUUAGGCCACGGAGUAGGUCUUGGAGGAUUGGAACAUGGUAUCAGCCUAGGACAUGGACACGGAGGUAGCUUGUCCCUGGGCCACAAAUCCUGGUAAAAAUUGAACCAUUUAGUCUGUGACGCAUCGUGUGCAAUAUUUAAUAAGUUCUAGUUUAGACGUCCUUGUAUAAAAUA
Nicrophorus vespilloides is the source of this 1226-nucleotide messenger RNA. RefSeq names its product glycine-rich cell wall structural protein 1-like. The coding region runs from base 124 to 1149 and encodes 341 amino acids. Lineage: Eukaryota; Metazoa; Arthropoda; Insecta; Coleoptera; Silphidae. The record is from RefSeq and is a predicted model, not a curated record. The transcript has 2 exons.